AUGUCCAGGCUGUCCACCGCCCAGCAACGCCAUCUUUCCCCUGACGCCGUCAGCGUCACCUCGGCUUUGCGCUGCGCGCAGCGCUACGUGGGCGACGGCCUCGCGGGGCUGCUGUCGGAGCUGCGAAGGGCGCGGCUGGUGCCGGACUCGCUGAUGCUGGAGGUGUCGGAGGCGUUGAUGGCCAAGGGCAAAAACUGGGCGGAGGCCCUGCAACGUCUCGACGUGGAAGGUCUCAACCUGGUUUCACUCAACUCCUUCCUGGUGAUGCUGCAGAGAGGUGGAGCUCCCUGGCAGUUGGCGCUGCAACUCUUUCAGAAGAGCUCCGUCGAUGCCAUCAGCAUCUCGAGCAUGGUGGCGAUACAGGAGGACUGUCAACAGCUUCCCGCGCUGCUCGGCUGCGUCCCGCUGCUGCAGAGGCGCUUGGCCCAGAUGCUUCGGGACGUGGCGCUGCCGCAGAUGCACUGCAGCAACGGAAAGAGCGUGGCCAUCAACGGCUUCGACCUUCUGGCAGCUCUGGGUCUGAUGCCAAUGCCAAGUCGAAGGGCUCUGGAAGCCAAGACUCUUCGUUUGCUUCAGCACGACCUGGCUGCGCUCGACCACCGGACCUCGCAUCUGGAAGAGAUGCCCACGGCGGGGACGCUGCUGAUGCGGGAGUUGAUGCGGUGGGAAAAGGCAGCGGUGCCGCCGGUUCCCAGCAAGUUCAUGCUGUACCUCCGUGCAGAUGAAACUGUGGAUAUUGACACGGCGUUGCAGGAGCUGGGCGUU
Molecule: messenger RNA, 765 nt
Organism: Cladocopium goreaui
Lineage: Eukaryota; Dinophyceae; Suessiales; Symbiodiniaceae
Source: the annotation of a GenBank genome assembly